UAAUCAGCAAAAAAUUUCCAUUACAGAGCUGUGAUUAUCAGCUUAAACCCGUAAAGACACCGAUUGUCCUUAUUCUGUGCUUGAGCGAUGCCGUCAAUGGCGCAAAACGGCACCACCAACGCUAACACCGAUUCCGUUGCCAGGAGGGAAAAAAUUAAGAAACAGAGAGAAUCUUUACCAAUCGCUUCAGUUAGAGAACGACUCAUCGAAGAAGUUAAAAAACACGAUAUUUUAAUCAUUGUUGGUGAAACCGGAAGCGGAAAAACUACUCAAUUGCCGCAGUUUCUAUUUAAUGCCGGAUUCUGCCGUGACGGGAAAGUGAUUGCUGUCACACAGCCGAGGCGAGUUGCUGCUGUAACUGUAGCGAAACGUGUAGCUGAGGAAUGCGGAGUUGAAUUAGGUCAAAGAGUUGGUUAUUCUAUUCGAUUCGAUGAUAAGACUUCUUCCGGUACUAAGAUUAAAUACAUGACUGAUGGUUUGUUACUUAGGGAAGCGUUAUUGGAUCCGUACCUCUCUAGAUAUUCUGUCAUUAUUGUUGAUGAAGCUCAUGAGAGAACUGUCCACACUGAUGUCUUACUGGGCUUGCUUAAGAAGGUGCAAACUGCAAGAUCAAAGUCUGUUGCUCACCGUGGUUCUAUUAAUGAUAAUAAGGAUAACAAUGGCACAUUGAAGGAGAAAGAAAAUGAUGAUCAAAGCAUUAUGUCUCUCAAGAAUUGCCAAGGUAGAAAAUUCUCUCCACUGAAGUUAAUUGUCAUGUCUGCUAGUUUGGAUGCACGUGGUUUCUCGGACUACUUUGGUGGUGCCAAAGCUGUUCAUAUCGAAGGACGUCAACAUCAAGUGGAUAUACUUUAUACAGUUCAUCCUCAGGAAGAUUACCUUGCUGCAUCCUUGAUGACUAUAUUCCAGAUUCACAUGGAGGAGGCCCCUGGUGAUGUACUUGUAUUUCUGACUGGACAAGAAGAGAUUGAAUCAGUUGAAAGACUUGUGCAGGAGAAACUUCAUCAGCUGCCUGAAACUAAUCGAAAAUUAUUGACUGUUCCCAUAUUUUCAUCUCUUCCAUCAGAGCAGCAAAUGCGAGUUUUCAUGCCAACCCCACUUGGGCAUCGUAAGGUAAUAUUGGCAACAAAUAUUGCUGAGACAUCAGUGACAAUUCCUGGAAUCAAGUAUGUUAUAGAUCCUGGAUUGGUAAAAGCACGUUCCUAUGAUCCAGCCAAAGGCAUGGAAUCACUGAUUGUCAUUCCAACAUCAAAAGCUCAAGCUCUUCAAAGGAGUGGACGUGCCGGGCGUGAAGGACCUGGCAAGUGCUUUCGUCUCUAUCCAGAGAGGGAAUUUGAGAAACUUGAGGAUUCAACAAAGCCAGAGAUCAAAAGGUGCAACCUUUCAAAUGUCAUCUUGCAGCUCAAGGCUUUAGGUGUUGAUGAUAUCAUUGGGUUUGAUUUCAUGGAAAAACCAUCCAGGGCAGCUAUUGUCAAGUCACUGGAACACUUGUUUCUGCUGGGUGCUUUGACCGAUGAGUGUAAGCUGUCAGAUCCUGUCGGCCAUCAAAUGUCCCGGCUUCCCUUGGAUCCGAUUUAUUCCAAAGCUCUCAUCCUGGCUAGCCAGUUCAACUGCUUGGAAGAAAUGCUAAUAACUGUUGCAAUGCUCUCAGUGGAAUCUAUUUUUUAUGUCUCCCGUGAGAAGUCAGAAGAGUCAAAAACAGCAAUGAAAUGUUUUUCAAGUCCAGAUGGAGACCACGUUACAUUGAUUAGUGUUUAUCGAACAGCAGAUGAACUUUGGGAAAAAAGGAAGAUGGAACUUGGUAAUGAAAAAAACUUCAGAGGUAAAGGUGAAAAAGUUUUGAAAAAAUGGUGCAAGGAAAAUUUCAUUAAUAAUCGUUCCCUGAGGCAUGCUCGUGAUAUUCACAGUCAAAUUCGAGGGCACGUUGAGCAAAUGGGUCUUUGCAUUUCUUCUUGUGGAGAUGACAUGCUUCAGUUCCGCAGAUGCCUUGCUGCUUCCUUUUUUCUUAAUGCAGCUUUGAAGCAGCCUGAUGGGACAUACAGGGCAUUGGCAAGUGGUGAAGUAGUGCAGAUUCAUCCUUUUUCUGUGUUGUUCCGGUCUAAAGCAGAGUGUGUAAUUUUCAACGAAUUAGUCCAGACUUCUAAGAAGUACAUCCGGAAUGUAACGAGAAUCGACUAUUUGUGGCUGACUGAACUUGCUCCUCACUUUUAUGCUUCUCAGAAUUAAAAUUUUGCUUAAAAGUAGGAGGAUGGUUUCCACAGUUAAUCAUCGAGAACGAGCGAUGAUGAUACAACCAUUCAACCAAAUUUGUGGCAUACAGCAUUGGAGCAUUUUCAUUCUCAACCUGGAUGCCUGUACUGCUAGUAUCUCUGAAUAUCUGGCGUUUUGUUGUUUUGAGCUUUGCACAGUGGUGGAAUCUUCGACUCUUCAUCCUCAAAAGGGACUUGACUCGCUAAUACAAGAAAGGUUACUGCUCCAGUUUUGCCUUUAGUUCUGUCUGUUGAAAAUCAGAAUCUUUUCCAUCUAACCAUAUCUUUGAGCAGGCAGUGCAUUAUUCUUCAUCUAGUUUGGGUGGGGGAGCCUCAGAGAUACAUUUUAAUUUCCAAUUCACCAUCGGAUCUGGUUGGUAUCUCCCCCAAAUGCUAUCAUGAAUACUGCAUUUGUGCUCAUCGGUGAUCCGGUAUUAUAUCCUGCAACACUAACUUGAAUUUUUGGCCUUUAUUUAUAGCCUUGUAUACUCAAAUGAUGAAAUUCCAUCUUAGGUGACAAAUUUCAUUCUAAAUGUAAUACCUUUUUUUUUUUUACUAUUGUUUGGAUAUCCAUACCAUUUUGAUAAUGAUUAACUAAUUUUACCAUUA
Mercurialis annua (annual mercury) is the source of this 2855-nucleotide messenger RNA. RefSeq names its product pre-mRNA-splicing factor ATP-dependent RNA helicase DEAH10. The coding region runs from base 88 to 2223 and encodes 711 amino acids. Gene Ontology annotation, cellular component: intracellular anatomical structure; nucleolus. NCBI's taxonomy places the organism in Eukaryota, Viridiplantae, Streptophyta, Magnoliopsida, Malpighiales, Euphorbiaceae. Gene Ontology annotation, molecular function: ATP binding; RNA binding; ATP hydrolysis activity. Gene Ontology annotation, biological process: positive regulation of transcription by RNA polymerase I. The transcript is spliced from 12 exons. The record is from RefSeq and is a predicted model, not a curated record.